AUGGACUCAAGAAGACGGUCUGUAAUGCAACCAUCACUUGACCCUCUUUCCAACGCACGGUCGGGAAUUCCGAUGCCUUCUACCAUCAAGAAAGCUUCUACUUCAUCCAACCAUAGAAUGUCGCUCGCAGGACCAGCCCUCCGCGCCCCCGUCCCUCCUGUUCCAAAUACCAAUCCACGACAGUCUAUGAUGAGAUCCCAGAAUGUCAAUACAUUACUGCAAAGUACGAGUAAGCCACAAUAUGGCCGCACUCCAAUGUCAACCUCAGUCCGUCGAGGAUCUACUUGGGGAGGUGGUGGCGGACAAAUGGGCCCUCCUUCAUCUCUUACACUCCUGAAAGACAACCGCCCGUUACGGGACAAGGCCUAUCAAGCGAGGAUGCGGCAGGAUGUUUACAAUUACCUGAAUGAUUCAGGUUUCGAAAUUUCAAUGCAAGCGCUAACCAGUCCGCAAGGCAAAGAAUACCGCGCCAUUUUCGAUACCCUGGUCCUCACACUGGAUCCGAGUCACCCGCUGAAAGAGGACGCUCGAUUUGAAGACGAAUUCAUUCCAGUUUUGAAGGCGUUGAGGUAUCCAUAUGCCCAUCAAAUUGAUACAAAAUGGCUGGUGGCGGUGGCUAGCUCAUAUUCUUGGCCACAUCUCCUCGGCGUGUUGCACUGGUUAGUUGAAUUAUGCAAGAUGCGUACUGACUACCUUGUCAGCGGCCAUCCUACAAUUCAAGACCCUGCAAACAUUCCCGAAGAGUUUGACGAUCCGUAUGAUCAUAAAGCUCUGGCAUUCCAAUAUCAAGAAGAAGCGUACACUAUGUGGCUGGAUCGUCACGAUGAAUUUACGAAAUGGGAUCAGAUCAUGGAAGAGCGCUAUCAAAAAAGGAACGAACGUAUUCAGGCAGAAUUAGAUGAACAGACCGAAAAGCUGAAUCUGGCGAAGGCCGAAUACAAUAAACUCAAGGCCUCGGCUACUCAAGUUGCGGAUUUGGUAACACGGAACGAACAGUUACAGAAAGAUUGUGGGAAGCUUAAAAAGAUACUUGAACGAUACGAAGUUCGGCGCGACAAACUAAUUGAACAGAUCGCGUUCGAGAAAGCGGAAUUGAACAGAGGAGCCGAGAUAUUGAACGAGCUGAAAGCAGAACUAAACAAACUCACUGAGACAGUCAAGGCUCAGAAUCUGACGCCAGAAGAAGUCAUCAAGAUGAACACAGAUCGCGAAAUGCUAACACGAAAUCUCGAAGACCUUAAGCAAAAGAUAGCGGAAACACACAAGACGGUUAUGUCCUUGGAAGUCAAAGUCACAAAUCGCGCCGCCGCAGUAGAAGAAGCACUUGAUGCAUACACCAAUCUGCUUUCAUCACUAGGCCUUUUUCCAAAUCCCCCGGAGCCUUGGCAAGAUGUAGAUCUGACUUUGGAACUCAAUUCAGCAUCAUCCAAUCCUCAACAACUGCUUGUCGGUUUAGAUAUUCGGAAGGUCAUCCGGCCUACGCUUAGUAGUGUAGCAGAGGCUAAGCGUCUGGAACGAGCGGCUCUAGAAAACGAAUCUGUCAAGGUCAGCAACGAGCUUGACCAAUACACUACCGAAUGCAAAAAUUUGGACUAUGAACUGUGUGAAUUGGAGAAGAAGGCCAGCAACCUGAAUGAUCAGGCCGACGACCUCCGAGACGCCUCACAACAAGAAGCCCAGGUUGCGAGCGCAGAAGCCGCACGAUUAGAGCGCGAACUAGCUGCAGCCAGAAAUGCCGCGAUUUCGAACGGUCUAGGCGUCAAAUCACGAUUACAGGCUCUUCAGUUUAGUUAUCAAGAGCAGAUAGAGAAGGUUAAUCGGUUGAAGGAGGACACCGUUCGAGCUAUCUUGAAGAAUAGUCAAGAAAUUGCCAACUUCAAGCAAGAGGUUUCCCGACAUCUUCAAGAGUUGCGCGAAUUUACUGAAGCUGAAUAA
This is a messenger RNA of Psilocybe cubensis, 1935 nucleotides long. RefSeq lists its product as uncharacterized. The record is from RefSeq and is a predicted model, not a curated record. The transcript is spliced from 8 exons. The coding region runs from base 1 to 1935 and encodes 644 amino acids. NCBI's taxonomy places the organism in Eukaryota, Fungi, Basidiomycota, Agaricomycetes, Agaricales, Agrocybaceae. Gene Ontology annotation, cellular component: Ndc80 complex. Gene Ontology annotation, biological process: attachment of mitotic spindle microtubules to kinetochore.